This is a messenger RNA of Engraulis encrasicolus (European anchovy), 1623 nucleotides long. RefSeq names its product serine/threonine-protein phosphatase 2A catalytic subunit beta isoform-like. Gene Ontology annotation, molecular function: protein serine/threonine phosphatase activity. Gene Ontology annotation, cellular component: cytosol. Gene Ontology annotation, biological process: mitotic cell cycle. Lineage: Eukaryota; Metazoa; Chordata; Actinopteri; Clupeiformes; Engraulidae. The coding region runs from base 378 to 1307 and encodes 309 amino acids. The record is from RefSeq and is a predicted model, not a curated record. The transcript has 7 exons.
AUGACGUCAACCUCUCUGCCUGAUCACACAUUCCACACCGCUAGCUACUGUACAUAGCCAGCCGGGUCGGACUUUGGCGUGCACAGAAAACGAGACGAGGUUGAGCCUCGGACGCAGCAUUUCAGCCUAUUCCAAAUCACUACUGCGCAUUUUAAUCGCCUUUUUAAUCGCUAUCGUGUCUUUUGGUUGAUAAAACAAAUGACGCGUCUUUUGAUUACUGCAAUGAAAACGAGUGGGUCUUAAUCGUGCAAGAUUCAUUCUCGCGUAAUGAUAAGCAAACGCAUGACGUGAGGUAAUUUAGACUACUUGUCAUUUCAAUAAUUUAUUUAUCUCGUGGUCGUUCGCGUUAACUGCAACCUACAGUUCCACUUCUCAUAAUGGACGAAAAGACGUUCACGAAAGAAUUGGAUCAAUGGAUUGAACAACUGAACGAGUGCAAGCAGCUGUCAGAGAACCAAGUCAAAAUCUUGUGCGAAAAGGCGAAAGAGAUUCUGACGAAAGAGUCUAAUGUGCAAGAGGUGCGAUGUCCCGUCACAGUGUGCGGGGACGUCCACGGCCAGUUCCACGACCUGAUGGAGCUCUUCAAGAUCGGGGGCAAGUCGCCCGACACCAACUACCUGUUCAUGGGGGACUACGUGGACAGAGGCUACUACUCUGUGGAGACGGUCACUCUGCUGGUGUCUCUCAAGGUGCGCUACCCAGAAAGAAUUACCAUUCUUCGGGGGAAUCACGAGAGCAGACAGAUCACGCAAGUGUACGGUUUCUACGACGAGUGCUUGAGAAAGUACGGCAACGCCAACGUCUGGAAAUACUUUACGGACCUGUUUGACUAUCUGCCUCUCACUGCCCUGGUUGACACACAGAUCUUCUGUCUCCAUGGGGGGCUCUCUCCAUCUAUUGACACACUGGACCACAUCAGAGCCCUUGACCGUAUCCAGGAGGUUCCCCAUGAGGGUCCCAUGUGCGACCUGCUGUGGUCGGAUCCUGACGACCGCGGUGGCUGGGGCAUCUCGCCGCGCGGCGCCGGCUACACCUUUGGCCAGGACAUCUCGGAGACCUUCAACCAUGCCAACUGCCUGACCCUGGUGUCGCGGGCUCACCAGCUGGUGAUGGAGGGCUAUAACUGGUGCCAUGAACGAAACGUGGUGACUAUUUUCAGCGCACCAAAUUAUUGUUACCGUUGCGGUAAUCAGGCAGCUAUUAUGGAACUGGAUGACACGCUGAAGUAUUCCUUCCUGCAGUUUGACCCUGCCCCUCGGAGAGGAGAGCCUCACGUGACCCGGCGUACUCCCGACUACUUCCUGUAAACGACGACACAAAACAAAACAAAAGUAUUCGCCAUCGACACACUUCACUCUAAUUCACACCUUCUAGGACAACAAGGCCAACAACGACAACAUUGUACUCUUCAAUAAGUCUUUCCAUGGACCAAAGUGUGUGCCAUGCCCAUUCAAAAUGGCUCUGCGAAAGAAGCCACCACUCAACCAAACCAACCAAUGCAAGGUCAAACACCACACAAGUUUUAAAAACACAAAAAAGACAAAAAAGAAAAAGAGAAAUGUGUCAUGCAUGAUCGGCUCAUUGUAUUUUACUCUUGAGAAAUAAAAUCGCUUUUGUUCCGAA